GUGGGACGUUGCAGGUUUUCCUGAGUAGAAUAUGGGACGUACAUUGCCUAUACCGGUUACGUGUGAGGUGUGCGGGGAUCGGAGCUUUGGCCGACACUAUGGUGUUUACUGUUGCGAUGGAUGCAGCUGCUUCUUCAAGCGCAGCAUUCGCCGGCGCAUUUCGUACAGUUGUAUUUCUGGCAGUAAUAACUGCGUUAUCGACAAAGCCAGGAGGAAUUGGUGUCCCGCGUGCCGGCUGCAGAAGUGUUUUGACGUUAACAUGAAUAAAAACGCUGUGCAAGAUGAACGAGGUCCGAGAAAAACUUUGGCAAAAACCAAACGACCCGCUCCCUCUGCAGAGACCGAAGACCUUUCCUCUGCUACCACAGCCAGUACUACAGCAACGACGUCACGGAUGCUGCCGGGUUAUUCAAUCACUGAUUUGUCGAUUAAUUCGGAUAUCCGAAUUUCAAGCCCUACACUCAACGGAAGACUGCUGAUCCGUCAGGAACACAGCGCAUUUGCUGGGGUUAUCCCAUACAAUAAAGAAGACAUAACCGCCAGUCGCAUUCCCUUGCUGCUCUGCAUGCAGCAGUUCCGACUGAUGUUGUGGGAGCGUAUUCAGCGCACGGAAUUUAUGCACCUGAUUUUGACCAGCGAUCAAAAAGCAACCAUUGACAAGGUCCUGUCAUCGAUCUGGCCGGGACUUUUUCUGCUGCAUAUCUCACACGGACCGUGGAUGGAAACUACUUGUUCCGCUUUAUGGAACCGGGGCGGCAGCGAGAGCAACGCGAUGGUCAAACUGCUUAUGCGCUGUCGUGACACGCAGUUGGAUGCAUCGGAAUUCGCCGUCCUGGAGAGUCUGAUUGUGGUGCAGAGCCUGCAGAACAUUCGCCUGAGUCCCUUCUUGAUGGAACUACAGGAACGCCUACACGGUUAUCUGUGGGCGCACUGCAGUAUGACCCAGCCGACGGCACCGACCCUGCGCUUUGCAAAAUUCCAGAUGCUGACCAAUCAACUGCGUCGCAUCAAACCCGAACAGGUUCAACAGGAAAUCGGCUCCCUGACCUUUACACCCCCGGCACCGCUGUCCUAGUAGCAGUGGCUUUAGUACAGUAGAAUAAUUUCUCGUAUGUUUAUGGAAUGGUUUUUUUGGCAAGCGCUAGUCAACAUGCUAGCCAAUCGCAGUAGCUAGAGGGUAUCAAUGAAAAAGGUCGAGCGUGUAGGUCAGGUUUUUUGAACGGUAUACUGGAGAAAACUAGGCAGUAAUUUGGCUCUUAUUGUUUUCUGCUUUCUGUGGUUGCUGUUCAGAUAUU
Molecule: messenger RNA, 1295 nt
Organism: Paramacrobiotus metropolitanus
Lineage: Eukaryota; Metazoa; Tardigrada; Eutardigrada; Parachela; Macrobiotidae
Product: nuclear receptor subfamily 2 group E member 1-like
Exons: 6
Coding region: 32-1075 (347 amino acids)
Biological process (GO): anatomical structure development; cell differentiation; regulation of transcription by RNA polymerase II
Molecular function (GO): zinc ion binding; RNA polymerase II cis-regulatory region sequence-specific DNA binding; nuclear receptor activity
Source: RefSeq, a predicted model, not a curated record